AUGACGGGUAACAAGGAGGUUUUCUACAGAGCACAGAUUCGCUCUCCACCAGGAUCCCCGAUCCCAUCCACAUCUAGAGCUGCAGAGGGUCCAUAUGAGGAAGUAGAGGAGGAGCCUGCACCUGAGACAGAGUCACCAGAACAGAACUCCUCUUCAUCUCCAGAUGAAGCUGUCAUGCCACCUCCACCAACGAUGGCAGACGACAUCAAACAAUUUCAGGAGCUAUUCAAAAGGGAGGCAAUCAGCCAAGACAUUCCUUUAGAGGAAGUGCAGGAGACCCAGCACAAACUCCUGAAGAUCCUCCAACCUUCAGCGGCAUCAAAGAUUGUACUCCCUAUGAACGACGCCAUACUGGAACCCGCCGACGCUAUAUGGCAGACACCAGACACCGCCCCACCAACCUGUAAGAGAGCAGACCAUAAAUAUUAUGUCCCAGCUAAGGGAAUGGACUUCUUAUUCUCUCACCCACAGCCUAACUCCCUCGUGGUUAAAGCAGCGAAUCACAGGGCAAAACAACACCUUCACCAGUCCUCAUCACAGGAAAAAGACCUCAAACGACUUGAUCUCCUUGGUCAUAAGUCUACACAUCAUCCACCUUGCAAUUUAGAAUCCCCAAUUAUACUGCUCUUUUUGAAAUUGAAGAAUGAGUUGUUGGAAGUGAGACGAAAAGGUGGAAACCGCCAUUGCCGACAGGACCGCGGCAGGGUCUGUGUUCGCUGUCAGAAAAACCUGGGCUUAAUCUUUGACAGGGGGGACCAGUGCCAAGAAUGCAAACUCACAGUUUGCAACAAGUGUCGUGUUUUGGGAAUUGAUGGGAACUGGAAGUGCACGGUGUGUGCCAAGAUUGCACAGCUAAGGAUAGUGACAGGUGAAUGGUUUUUUGAAGAGAGGGCAAAGCGCUUCAAACAAUCCAACCUCCUUGGAACUGAUGUUGUCAGACAGUCCAUCCUACGCAAAGUCCCAGAUACUGUUUCCGGUAAGAAAGAAGGAGGACAAGCCAAAGAUCACGCCCAGGAGAAUGCAGAGCAAAGGCCAGAUACCCCAGCUUCCUCCACAAGUGGGCAGAAAUCAAUAUUCAGUGGACCCAGAAAGAUAGGGAAGGCCAUCAGGGCAGUGACCAAAGGAGAAAUCGCCAGUGUGAAAGCUGAAGAUGGAAGAAGCAGCAGUUCAGAGGCUGAUGCCCAGAGUUUACGCAGUGUCAGGUCUACUCCCUGUUCUGACAGGGGGAGCACUCUUUCGCUGAACAACAAUGACGCGGAGACCCUUCCCGGUAACAUGAAAGGCACAGUGAGCUCUGGGUACCGAAGCAAUGCGUCCACUCCAGUCCAUCCGAGGUCACCAGCACUGAGCACACGCAGCAUGACUUCAGAUUACGGCAGGGACCCUGGUUUAAAAAAUGGCGCUUCUGUUCCUGCAAGUGAAAGUGUACCUGAAGAUUUAGUGAAGAGACACCAUAGGAAUGCAUCUGGAACACCUUCAAUAGCAGUUUCUAGGGCAUCUCUAGCAUCAGAUCUCAGCAGAUCUGAGAUAGAUUUGAGUGGGUCUUUCUCAGAAGAAAACAAGGAUGCUGUAAGCUUAAGAAGUAAAUCUGUACCAGACGCAUUAGACCAGGACCUGGAUUACCUGGACGAGAUAGAGGAAGACCCUGAUGACAUAGUGGCCUCUCAUUAUCUAAAACAUCGUGGACCUUUGGCAAUUGGAUUAUCAACAAAUUUUCCUGAAGGCUCUGACAGGAAAUGCUCCUACUUAAAUGUACCUGACGCAGAUGGUGAUACUACUAGCAUUAACAGCAUGAUGAGUGUUUACAGUGAAACUGGGGACUAUGGCAACGUGAAGGUCAGUGGGGAAAUACUUCUCCAACUCAGCUACAGCUACAAAACGGGUGCCCUCAACAUCCUGGUAAAAAACUGCAGAAACCUGGCCAUAGCAGAUGAAAAGAAGCAAAGAACAGAUCCCUAUGUCAAAGCAUACCUCCUGCCAGACAAAUCUCGCCAAAGUAAACGCAAGACCAAAAUCAAAAGCAACACCACCAAUCCAGAGUUUAAUGAAACACUAAAGUAUGUCAUCAGCCAUACACAGCUAGAGACCAGGACCCUCCAGCUUUCUGUCUGGCACUAUGACAGAUUUGGGCACAACAGCUUUCUUGGGGAGGUGGAAAUUCCUUUGGACUCCUGGAAUUUUGAAAAUCAGACAGAUGAAUGGUUUGUGCUUCAACCCAAGCUGGAGGUUGCAGCGGAUGUCGGGCUUCAGUAUAAAGGAGAGCUGAUAGUUGUUUUACACUACAUUCCCCCUGAGAAAAACCUAAUGCUUCCCCUCGGACAGUUUCAAGGAAAGAAGAGUUUAAAAAAAGGAAAGAAAGGAAACACACAGCUGCCUUCUGGGGGUAUGUUGGAAGUCCUCAUCAAGGAAGCCAAGAAUUUAACAGCUGUGAAGUCAGGAGGCACUUCUGACACAUUUGUUAAAGGAUAUCUGCUCCCAGAUAACAACAAAGCAACAAAACAUAAAACUCCUGUAAUAAAGAAGAGUGUUAACCCCCACUGGAAUCACAGCUUCACUUUCAGUGGCUUGAAUCCUACGGAUCUACACAACUUAUGUCUAGAACUGACAGUCUGGGACAAGGAGUCACUCUCCAGUAACAUCUUUUUGGGAGGUGUCCGUUUGAGCACUGGAAGUGGUGUAAGUAACGGGAAGGAAGUUGAUUGGAUGGAUUCUCACGGGGAAGAGCAGCACCUCUGGCAAACGAUGAUGGACAAUCCCGGAGUUUCUGUGGAAGGUAUAUUAAUGCUGAGAUCUAGCAUGGGAAAACGCAGACUCUGAGAACAAAUGGCUUGCACAAGGAUAAACUCCAGCUGUUUUGCUGACGUGACUCUUAACUGUUGUGGGGUACCACAAGGAUGCCUGGCGUUAGUGGAAUUCAGUCUGUUGUAAUUUUGCAUAUGCGAAAGUGGGGAAGAGAGACUCCUCUUUGCCUUGGAUUUUAAGGCUCCAGAGUUGGAUUAUAAUGCAUUCUGCACUUUCGUGCAUCCAUAUUCUUAAGACAAUGCUCCUUACUCUAGUGAAACUCCUACUGAAGUCAGUAAGAAAGAUACUGAAUAUAGAAUAUAAAUCGAGCUUUCUUUGUCUCAGAGGCAGAAAUAUGGUCUACUAGUGUCAACAUCCAUGAAGAAUAUGGAGCAAGCAAAUGCUUUAGUCAUUUGAUGACUAAUUAUUUAUGGUAUAAGCCAAUUUGAAGCAACUCAAAAGUUUGGUAUUUGAAAUGAGAUUAGAAACCACCAGAUUCCAAGCAGUCUGAAAGAAUAAUUAGCAACAUCCCUUCCCCCUGUUUACGUGUUCAGUUAUUUGAACUCUGCAUGACAGCAAGCCUUGCAACAAGCAUCACUGCAAGAAAAGCUGAUACACUGCACACAGCAGCCAUUAUUUGGGUAUUUAGAAAUAGGCAGCAGAUGUGUGGAUAUAAAAUAACAGGAAUGCUCUACUCUGCAGUGAUGCGUGUGUUGUGUAUUUCAGUGCACCAUUCAGAAUGCAAGCUACGGUUCCCCCAGAUCAAAGAGCCUCUUAU
Messenger RNA from Trachemys scripta elegans, 3559 nucleotides. RefSeq names its product synaptotagmin like 5 (gene SYTL5). Gene Ontology annotation, cellular component: exocytic vesicle; plasma membrane. Bases 1 to 2817 code for a protein of 938 amino acids. The record is from RefSeq and is a predicted model, not a curated record. The transcript has 18 exons. Gene Ontology annotation, biological process: exocytosis. Lineage: Eukaryota; Metazoa; Chordata; Testudines; Emydidae. Gene Ontology annotation, molecular function: phospholipid binding; neurexin family protein binding.